UCGGGAGGGGCAGACGAGGGAAGCGGAGAGAGACUGGUCGCACGGGCAAGUGAAAAACCAUGAUCCUUGCGGGCCACCGUCCCGGAAGUGGCAUUUAGAGGAAGGAAUUAGCUAGGUGGUUGGGCUGUUGUUCAAGCGUUUACGUGUGGAUUCCCAGAACUUUUUGUGGCAUGUAUUGGCCAGGAGGGACUCAAAGAUUUUAGUUAUGACACCUGAAGGAGCUAGCUCCUCUGCUGAGCCCGACCCAUAGGUGGUGGCGUAGAAUGUAGUUCAGGAUGAGCCUCGAGGCAGCUGGCAAGAGUCCAUUCGGAGAAAGUCGGUCUGCGCUCUUCUCGGUGGCGACCUUAAUUAGAAACGGGCUGAUCCUUUAGUGGCCCAUCAUGGCCCAGCGAGCAGUGUGGCUCAUAAGCCACGAACCGGGAACUCCACUUUGUGGCAUCGUGAGAUUCUCCAGACGGUAUCCAACUGUUGAAAAACGAGCCAAAGUCUUCAAUGGAGCAACUUAUGUACCUAUUCCUGAAGAUGGACCCUUUCUUAAAGCACUACUCUUCAAACUUAGAUUAUUGGAUGGUGAUACAGACUUUGUUGAAAGCCGUGAUGGCUGUUCACGCAUCAAUAAAACAUCUGUCUAUGGACUCCCAGUAGAAAGUGAAGAAAUCUGGCCAGUUGUUGCUUUUCUGAAGAAUGGCAUAAUAUAUGCUUGUGUUCCACUAGUUGAACAAACUUUAUCUCCUUGUCCACCAUUAAUUAGCAUUAGUGGAAUUUCACAAGGCUUUGAACUUCUUUUUGGGUUGCAGGAUUUUCUUUACUCAGGUCAAAAAAAUGAAGCUGAACUAAAUACAAAAUUGAACCAGUUGCCUGACUUGCUUCUACAUUCUUGUCCAUUUGGUACUUUGUUAGAUGCCAACUUACAGAAUACAUUAGAUGGUGUUAAUUUUGCAUCUGUGUCUCAGCCACAAAAACAGCCAGCCUGGAAAGUUGGAGCAUACAAAGGAAAACCACAAGUUUCUAUUUCUAUCACUGAAAAGGUAAAGUCCAUGCAAUAUGAUAAGCGGGAUAUAGCAGACAUGUGGCAAGUCGUUGGAGUUGUAACUUGCAAGUGUGAUUUGGAAGGAGUCAUGCCAAAUGUUACCAUCAGCUUGAGUCUUCCCACCAAUGGAUCUCCACUUCAGGAUAUUCUGGUUCAUCCUUGUGUGACUUCUCUUGACUCCGCCAUUCUGACUUCUAGUAGUAUUGAUUCAAUGGAUGAUUCUGCAUUUAGUGGACCUUACAAAUUUCCAUUCAGUCCACCUUUAGAGUCAUUCAACUUAUGCUACUAUACUUCCCAGGUCCCUGUCCCACCAAUUUUGGGGUUUUAUCAAAUGAAAGAGGAAGAAGUUCAACUAAAAGUAACAGUUAAUUUAAAACUUCAUGAAAGUGUGAAAAAUAAUUUUGAAUUCUGUGAAGCUCAUAUACCUUUUUACAAUAGAGGUCCAAUCACACAUUUGGAAUACAAAGUUAGUUUUGGCCAACUUGAAAUAUUUCGAGAGAAAAGCUUACUGAUCUGGAUUAUUGGCCAAAAAUUCCCAAAAUCAAUGGAAAUUAAUCUUUCUGGAACUGUAACUUUUGGAGCCAAGACCCAUGAAAAGCAGCCAUUUGACCAGAUUUGUAUUGGAGGUACAGCAUAUGUAAAGCUUCAUUUUAGGAUCUUAGAUUACACACUUACAGGGUGUUAUGCGGAUCAGCAUUCAGUUCAAGUUUUUGCACCAGGAAAACCAAAAAUAAGUACACAUCGGAAACUAAUUUCUUCUGAUUAUUACAUCUGGAAUUCUAAAGCUCCUGCUCCAGUAGCAUAUGGAUCAUUAUUAUUGUAAUUGUCUCAUGUUUGAAUGAGAAACAUUUAUAAUAUGGUAACAUCUCUUAAAUGUAAUCAUGUAUUUUUAAUGUGUAUGAUUAUAACAGGCCUUAGUGAAAAAUCAUUAAAUAAUUUAAAUAUUUAAAGUGCUCUUAUUUAUGUCCUUAGUCUGGUAUAGUUUGAAAGAGCAUUUUAAAUAUGAAUGUCUCCAGUUUUGUUACUUUUUGAUUUUACUUGAAUAUGAUUCCGAGCACAAAACAAUAGUGGUUCUCCUUAGGCUAAUGCUGUACUAGUGCUGGCCACUAGUCAUUCUGCCAUCCAUGUGCCUUCUACCCCUGUAGCAGACUCUGCUAAUCAGUGGCAGCCCUCUUUCUUCCCUGAACCCUCCUGGGUAAGGGCUCAGGCUCGCUCUUAGUGCAGAGCUCUAGGCGACCACUACCAAUAGACUGUAGAUGGCAUGCAAGAUUAAAAAAAACAAAACAAAACAAAACAAAAAACUAUUUGCUCCUUCAAACCUAAAUUACUAAGCUCCUAGGACAAUGCAUUGUUACAGAAUACCAGAGACCACGUUAGAAACAACUGUAAAUCUCUUGAAAAAGCAGCCAGUGGAGAAAAAGAAAAAUUGUUUAAAUAUUAAUCUGCUCUUAAUUAGAUCUAUCCUAUUGACUAAUAAAGAAUAUUAUUAUAAUGGCAUAGUUCUGUUUGAUGUGCUUAUCUCUGUUCUGGAAUAAUUUUUUUUCAAGUGCCUGCUAAUAUGCCACAAUAACAUUUUGCUUAGGAUGUCAGCAAGCGUGGUAAGAGGGAUGGAAUUCCUUCAGAAGAUGAGCAUAGUGUUUUGAGAUCACUUAAUGUCUGUAGUCAAAUUUUAAAUGAUACAUUAUGGUAUAAUAUUACUUUUUCCUUGUUUUAUUAUAUUAAAAUUCAUUGAAUGAAUUCAUGUAAAUAUUCAAAAGCCAUUCAAUUGUACCAUAUUAUCUUAUUUCAGUCUCAUGUAGUGUAUUUUCUUAUUAGCAUUCUACUGCUUUGUUCAGAAAAAUCUAGUCCUACUCUCUAUUCUCUGUCUUAAUUACAAUUAUAUUUUGCAUUCUGUUUUCACAGUACAUUGUCAAUUUGGACUUUUAAGUGACCAUUCAAAACAAAAUGAAAUCUCAAGAUCCUCAAACUUAAUUCAUGUGAAGGUUCUUUUUACACAACUGAAAGAAAGAGUGUUAUGAGUGUUAUGCAAAAUAUGCAUUACAAAUUAUUAUUCAAUCUAGUGGUAUCUUAGUUUCCAUUGUUUAACGAGUCUUCUAAGGAAAACUUUAGAAGAAUUUGCUUAUGCCUCGAGAAGAGCUAUGAUCGUUUGAAGGGAUAUUGCAUAUAAAUUUGGGAUUCAGAAUAUGAUUUUUAUAAUUAGGGUCAAUCCUAAUCAUUAUAAAUUCUCAUUUCCUGCCAAGCAUUUUCAUGGCAUAAUGGUUCAUGUUAAAAAUUAUCCCAAGUAACAAAGAAAACAGAAUAGUUUCCUGACCAGGACUUCAACUUGUUCUAAUUUAAUCACAGAUAAUUAGUAAUAAAAACUUCCAUUUUGAAAGAAGAAGAAAACAUUCCCCAUAAGUUGUUUGAGCUCCCUUAAACUUGAGAAAAUCUUAAAGGUUCACUUUUGUUAGCAUUAUUAAAGCUGUUUGGAAAUCUUGUUUACAUAAAUGUUUAGCAAAGUACAUUAAGAUAGGCAAGAGGCCUAUCUAGUGAGUAGGCAAAAAUUCAAUAUAAUAACCCUCUAGGCAAAACUUACUUUAUGAACAGUCAGAAAAACCAGUAAAUCUUUGAUUUGAUGUUUCUAGGAAGCUGAGGAAAAUCUAGGACUCCUGGAAAAGUGUAGGGCUAUAAGGAACCUGAUGCCAUCUGUUGCCAUUCCAUUCUAAGCAUAACGCUACAGAACUAAAACAAAUUCAUGUUUUCAUUCCAUUGAGAUCAGCUGAGCACGCUGCAAUGUUUUUGAUUUUGUCCAGAAACCUGUCACUUCAGGAUAAUUUCUGAAGACAAAGUUUGUUUCCCAUUUGGUAGGUGACCUGUUUAAUGUUUUCCCUGUGUCUGGGAACUCCUUAGUGUAAUUAGCGACCUUUGAACUCCACAACUAAUCCUGAGCUAUUUUGUAUUCCUUACUCAUCUUUAAGGCUGGACCUUUCUUUUCUUCAGAGUCCGCUGCCACAAUUAAAGAAGAAACAGCUGCAUUUCAAAGGGAUUCCGAUUCCAGAAGCUUAAUCGUGAUUGGCAUGUUCUUAUUCUAAGCUAUAAAACACUAUAAGAGUCCUUUCUUGGGUUAAAACUUCAAUCAUUUUCUAAAAAAUUAUCUCACUAUGGAUUUUAUUCAUUUUCUUUGAUAACUAUUCUUUGCAUUUUUUAACCUGAAAGAUGCUUUGCAUUUGCAGUGAAUAUGAGCAACUACUUCCAGUGAAAGAUUUGGAUGGUGUCAGACCUACUCUAAAUGCAAAAUUGCUAAAUUCCCUUUUUAGUGCCAAAAUAUGAUUUAUGAAAUCUGAUGUCUACCAUAGUGGUAAUUAUUCUUCAGCAAACCCAAAAGGUAAAAAAUGUUAAAUUUCUGAAAAUGAACUCAAGAAGGUUCAUGAUUAUAAUAAGCCCCUUAGAAUAUUUUUCUUCAUUUUUUACCAAACAGUAUUUUUAAAACUUUUUAAAGCAGCUAUGUAUUAGUAGGCAAUGCCCUUACAGUGGUGACAGUUUUACUUUUUAAAUAAGUGAUUCAAAUGUCAAGUUUGAAGUAAUUAGCCCUGUCAAGAAUUCUUAUGAGGAUUGUUUUUAAAAAUUGUUUUUAUUAAACAUUUGUCCCAUAAAAUAAUUUAAUCUUUUCUGUUAAGCAUCACUUUGGAUGUCACACCAACUCAAUAUCUCUAAUGAGUUAAAAUUGUGGUUUUAUAUACUGUAUGACUUAAUCUCUUCCAAAGCAGGCAUUUUAUACAAAAUAACAACUACUAUUUUUUUCUGGUUUUUGUUAUAGUAUUUCAAAAUACUCUAUAGACAUUCAUAGACUUCUGCAUUACCCAUGGGAGGGAAGUAGGUAGAAUUAUCCUCAAGAGCCUCUGUGGAGACUGCUGCCACAGCAGAAAAGUUGUUUCUAAGACAGAGGUCAAAAAAGGGAUGUUAAUAAACAGUCCUCAGGUUUAAGGGACUUUUUUAGGAUUACAUCUUAAAUUCCAACAAAUCAGAUUUAGGAGUUACUGAAAGUGAAAUUGAUCCAUCCCUCAUCCAAACUUUGCAAUACUUUCCUGUUCUGACAUCAUGUAGAUAGUUAGCUGUAUUAUCAGAUUAGAAACCAUUGUACCAGGCUGCCGAAAGGAAAAGGACGCAAAAAGCUAAACAUGGGAUGAAUUCUGAACCUUUUAACCUGGCUGAAGUACGUUGGUCCCUGUUAUGCAAAUACCUUCAAUCCUCUGCUAAGUUCAGUGGAAAUAAUUUUCUUGAAUGACAGGUUUAUUCAGUAAGGAUUCAGUUGGUGAUUAAUCCCCCUUUGAUCUAGGGUAUUUCACUUAACUACCAGUUACCUCGUUCUAACAAAGUGCAACUGAGAUUAGAGAGAUCACUAGAAUACAACCAGGGUGUGCAUUUAUUCUCUAUAACCUUUUAAAGCAAGGGCCAAGAAUGCAAUUUAUUUUCAGUAUUUGAAGAUGUAAAGUCCUGUCUGCUAAGUUAGAAAGUCAAUUGAAUACCAAAUAAAGUUUAUUUCUUACAUAAUAGAACAAACAUUUCUUUUUGCUUUGCCUAAGAAUGAUUUUAGGAAACAGUCUCCAAAGAAAGAAAAAUCGAAGACUACAUUCUAAAUAUAGUUCCCAGGGUUGUUUCACAUACUAGGGUGUAAGUAUACUUACUGGCCUUAAGAUAACCCAAAAAUCAACUUAGGUUGAGAAAAUACUUCUAUUUUAUUAAACUGCAUGAUUUCUUCCUCUCCCCUCCCCCAUUAAAAAAAUGUCAUGCUAUGUGGUAAAGAAAUCUAAUUGGGGAAAAGUAUUAUAAUACACAAUUUUCCAUAUAUAGCUUUUAAUUUCAAAGCUUUAUUUGACUUUGUCCUUGCUUAAGGAAAUAAAAAGCUUGUAUGUUCCCAUUAUAAGAGUAAUUGCAUUCAUUUUCAGAAUGAAGUUUUUUUAUAAAGAAGGUAAAUUAUACAAUUACCAAAAUACUUGAAAGUAAUGAUUUUAAAUUAUCAA
Messenger RNA from Choloepus didactylus (southern two-toed sloth), 6030 nucleotides. It is a transcript of the gene AP5M1, whose product is annotated as adaptor related protein complex 5 subunit mu 1. Gene Ontology annotation, biological process: endosomal transport. The transcript is spliced from 8 exons. Bases 381 to 1853 code for a protein of 490 amino acids. NCBI's taxonomy places the organism in Eukaryota, Metazoa, Chordata, Mammalia, Pilosa, Megalonychidae. Gene Ontology annotation, cellular component: late endosome; AP-type membrane coat adaptor complex; lysosome. The record is from RefSeq and is a predicted model, not a curated record.